Molecule: messenger RNA, 1269 nt
Organism: Drosophila busckii
Lineage: Eukaryota; Metazoa; Arthropoda; Insecta; Diptera; Drosophilidae
Product: chondroadherin
Exons: 2
Coding region: 25-1269 (414 amino acids)
Cellular component (GO): plasma membrane
Molecular function (GO): protein binding
Source: RefSeq, a predicted model, not a curated record
CUGUCGUGUCAGCAACAACGUGAAAUGUGCAAUUCCUGGCUGUUGCUCAUAAUUGCGCUCACUGUUGUCUGCCUGUGGAACUCGCAACAAACCGAAACAUCCAAAUCAUGCCCAGCCGAGUGCAUCUGCUUGUCCCAGACUCAAGUGCUGUGUAACACGGGCGGACUCGAGCAGAUACCGCUGCGCCAGCUGCCAGCGACGGUGGAGAAUCUGGCGCUGACCAAAAACAAUUUCCCGAUUAUCAAGCCGGACUCGUUCGCCGGCCUGCGGGCGCUGAAGAAACUUUCGCUGGACGGCAACAACAUAACGCGCAUCAAGCAGUUUGCGUUUAGGGGCUUGCCACGCCUACGCGAACUCUCGAUACAGUACACGCCGCUGCAGCUGGUGGCGCAAUUCGCAUUCGCCGGACUGCAGAAUCUAUCGACGAUACUGCUGAGCCACAAUCAGAUUCAGCGCAUCGAGGGCAACGCCUUUGCGGGCACCUCGAACAUCAAGCUGAUCCUGCUGAGCAACAAUCCGCUGAUACGCAUCGAGAGCUCCGCCUUCAGCAGCCUAACCAAUGUGGGUCACUUGAUACUGCCCUCGGGCAUACGCAGCAUCGAGCAGGACGCGUUCUUCGGCAUGGAUGCGGUCGGACUGCUGAAGUUGGCCUACAUGGACCUGAAGGAGAUCUCGCCGUUCACCUUUCGCGGCCUGUCCAAUGUGCUGCUGCUGACGCUGCAAGAGUCCGACCUGGGCGUCAUCUGUGCCGACGCCUUCACCGGUCUGACGCAGGUCGAGACGCUGCAAAUCCUGAACAACAAAAUCGAUUCGAUUGAGGAGCUCAACUUUACGAACACGGCGGCGAUCAAGCAUCUAAAGUUCCACGGCAAUCAUGUGCUGGAGACGCCCGAUCCCAAUGCCAUCAUCGUCGACGGCGUCGAUCAUCUGCAGCUGCUGAACAAUCAUUUCCCCUGCGGCUGUCACAUCCACACGCUGCUCGACGGGCCGCUGGCCGAGGGUGCGCACAAUCUGAGCGACUUUCUGCAGAAGAACUACUGCAUCUCGCCGCUGGAGGUGAACGGACGCAUGAUGAGCGAGCUGGACAUCGAUGCCAUUGGGCGUUGUGCCGAUCAGCUGACCAAAGGCAAUCUCGGCUCAUCGGCGGCUUCGCUUGCUUUGGGGCUGACACCGAUGCUGCUCAUUGCUGUCGCCUCGUGCCUGGAGUGGCGACUAGCUGCGCCCCAUGUGCUCUGGCGACGUCGACGCAAGCGACGGCGUCAGCCAUAA